Psilocybe cubensis is the source of this 1713-nucleotide messenger RNA. RefSeq lists its product as uncharacterized. The record is from RefSeq and is a predicted model, not a curated record. NCBI's taxonomy places the organism in Eukaryota, Fungi, Basidiomycota, Agaricomycetes, Agaricales, Agrocybaceae. The transcript has 11 exons. Bases 1 to 1713 code for a protein of 570 amino acids. Gene Ontology annotation, molecular function: flavin adenine dinucleotide binding; oxidoreductase activity, acting on CH-OH group of donors.
AUGUUCCCCGGGCACGCCCUCUCCCUCACCCUCGCCUUGUUGGCUGUUUCUGUCAACUCCGUGCAAGUCAUCGGAAACGUCGCGGAUCUUCCCAAUAUAUCGUUCGACUUCAUUGUCGUAGGAGGUGGAACGGCAGGUAAUGUUAUCGCUAAUCGUCUGACGGAGAACCCCCAUGUCUCUGUCCUCGUCCUUGAAGCUGGGGUAACAAAUGUGGAUGCCACCAAUACCAUCAUACCGUUCUUCUGCCCAAGGGCAUCUCCUGGGACACCGUUUGACUGGAAUUUUACAACAACACCGCAGCCCGGCCUCGGUGGACGGUCAAUACCCUACCCCCGGGGUCACAUUCUAGGUGGAUCGAGUUCAAUCAACUAUCUAGCUUAUACGCGAGGGUCAUCCUCUGACUGGGAUAGCUACGCAAAGAUAUCGGGAGACGACGGAUGGAGCUGGAAAAAUAUUCAAUCAUACAUUCGCAAGAAUGAGGCUUGGACACCUCCAGCUGACAUGCACAAUACACAAGGCCAAUUCAAUCCAGCAGUUCACUCUACCACAGGAAUCAAUUCUGUCAGCCUGUCCGGGUUUCCGCGUCCAAUUGACAGUCGGGUCAUUGCAACGACCCAGCAACUGGAUGAAUUCCCAUUUAAUUUAGACAUGAACUCUGGGAAUCCUCUGGGCAUAGGCGAGCUGGAUCCAGAAUACGGUAAAGGGUGGAAGGAGGAGCAGCUCCGCGACAUCAUAUUUGGGCCCGGCCUUCAUCACCCGACCCAACUUGCACCAGAACAGGAAAGCCCUCGCAUUCGUCUGACGGCUUCGAAAGAAGUUAUUUUGUCUGCCGGUACGGUGGGCACUCCCCACAUUCUGCUCAAUUCCGGCAUUGGCGACAAGAAAGCACUCAAAGCGUUGGGCAUCUCCUCGGUAGUCGACCUACCAGACGUCGGCAAUAAUUUAUCCGAUCAUUCUAUUCUUCAAAAUUCGUUCUUCGUCAAUUCAACGGACACCUAUGACAGCGUUAAAAGAAAUGCGACAUUGGCGGCAGCUCAGCUCGCCCAGUGGACUUUGACGGAGACAGGCCCGUUGACCGCAUCACCGAUUGAUCACAUAGGAUGGCUUCGUCUCCCGAACAAUACUACUAUAUUCAAAUCCUUUAAGGAUCCUUCCUCAGGACCCACUGCGCCCCACUACGAAUUUCUUAUUGCUAACGGGAUGCUUGGCCCAACCUUGCCUGCAACUGGCAAUUUCAUGACUGUCAGCACAGCUGUUGUCUCCCCAGUAUCCCGAGGGAAUAUUACUUUGGCAUCUAAUGAUCCCUUUGACGAUCCUCUGGUCAAUCCUAACCUCUUAGGAUCAGAUUUUGAUCUUUUCACAAUGCGCGAAGCAAUUCGGAGCGUACAGCGAUUUUUGUCUAGUCCUGCUUGGAAAGGAUACGUCAUCGGUCCAUUUGGCGCCCUUGCGACCGCAAACACAGAUGAUCAACUCAAUGCAUACAUUCGUGCUGGCGCCAAUACCGUGUUCCAUCCAUUCGGUACAUCGGCGAUGUCCCCCAAAUCCUCGUCACACGGAGUUGUAAACCCUGACUUGCUCUUAAAGUCGGCAAAAGGGUUGAGGAUUGUGGAUGCUUCAGUACUGCCCUUCGUACCAGGAGCGCAUCCGCAGUUCCACGUCUACAUCGUUGGAGAAAGAGCCUCAGACCUCAUUAAGCAGAAAUGGAAGCUCUAG